AUGUUCGGUGAGGCUCCAGACAAAGGCAAGUGCUCUGAGGUUCACGAAGCGGCCAAAGGAGCCGAAGGAGUGGUUGAGAAACGUGGAACACGACAGCGUCCUUUGGCCUCAGAUGCCUUCGUUCGGCUUGAUGCAGAUGGAGACAGCAGACUCACCAGACUCAGCAGACUCAGCAGACAUGGUUUCCAGGGCCCAAUUUGUGUCGAGGAACACGCUGGGUACGCUUUGAGGAAGGACACCCUAGUGGCAAGGUUGGAGCAACACGUGAAGGCAGCGAAGAAGUGUCGCUGUGUCUCUGUACUGAGUAUACUGGAAGAGUCUAAUGUCCGGGGAAUUUACAGAGAGCGGGCCGAGCGGGAUCAGGACGUCCAAUUCUCCCAGAAAGGGCUGCCAGAUGGAUGCCGUGGAUUGCCUUACAGCUUAGAGGACUACGUGAGGGACAUCCGUGAAGUGAUUCGGUCCAUACGCUAUGGUUUGCCUACUGCUGCCCGUUUGCUGGAAGGCGCCGUGAAGGGAACUGUCUUGGCUUUUGACUCUGAGCUGCACUCCACACAGCAGGAAUUGGCCAGUCGGAAGGCUAGCCAAGAGUCCAUGGCAGAGACACAAGCAGAGAUAGAGCAGUUGAGGAAUGACCUCGCCGCAACGCAGCAGCAGAAUUCUGAGCUCAAGAAACAGCUUUCAAUGGCAGACGACAUCAAGCAGGCUGAGAUCCGAAGCUACCAAGAGAAGAUCGAGUGGCUUAAGGACGAAUUGGCUCGUCUCCAUCCAGAUGACGGCUCGGUGGAAGGCGUUGGAUACCUCAUGGACACCUGUGCGAAGCUAUUGAUGGACUUGGAGGGAAGCGAGUGUCGAGACACAGUGGACACUGUCGACCUUCUGCAGGUUGGCUUGAGCUUGGCGAAAGAGAAACAUCAUUUGGAUUCCCAUACGGAUGAUGGAGUCGGGCUCCACUCUCACCACACUCGCACAGUUUUGAGGAACAAUGAAGAAACUACAGGUUGUCCUCCAAUGUAUCCUCAAUGUGAUGGGCUGAAACCAAUUUGUAACGAUUCCAGCAGGAAUCUGUUGAGGUUGGGCACAGCACGUCCAGAAAGCACAGAUAUGACUGAGGCGACAGAGCUGUUGAUCGAUCUCACAAAUGCCCUGAAAGGCAAAGCUAAAGGCGCCAAAGUUCAACUGCUUGUCAUGGCCAUGUUUGAACAUGGCGCCUACACAGACGAUUUGGGUUAUAUCGCAGAACGGGCCUCUCCAGAAGAGGACACAGAGUCUACUCUGCUUGAGAUGGCUUUGUCGGAUGAUGGCAAUUCGGUUCAUAUAUUCAAGCCUAUUAUGAACAUCAGAACAUCUGAUUUACAAUCAGCAUAUGCGGUAAAGUCAGGUUUGGGAAGUACAUUGAUCGCGAGUCUCCCACGAUUAUUAUGUGAAGGCGAAGCCAAUCGGAUCAUCAUUGAAGCUGCAGGUCUUCUUGGAGAUGGUUUCUUCGUUGUAGAUGCUGCUGCUUUGGGUUCCAGUAUCUACGUGGUCGAUGCCAAGGAGUUCCCCAACAACUUUGAUAUCACGGUCGACUAUGGUCCUAUGUUCCCUUUGCUGCGUGUUGGCUACACGGUGGUUUUGCUUCCUGAGCAGCCAAUGAAACCAAGAUCAAAUGAUGAUCGGCUCCUUUACUUUGACACGCAGUAUGUGAACAAAGGAAACCUCGAGAGUCGACCUUCUGAGGUUCGAAAACUGAGUGAACUGGUGGACUCGGAAGUUUCCAUGAUUUGGCGCUACAACAUUGAUGCUUUGCCGGAUCAGACUAUUCGAUUCUACGUCGACCCAUCCGUUCCCAAGCGAUGGCGGCCUUUCUUCCGGAAGGGUAUCGAGGUGUGGAACGAUGCCUACACACUGAUAGAGCGACCGAAUGCGGUGAAGGCCAUUUUGCCUGAAGAUCCAGAUUGGCCUUCAGAUUUCGAACUUUCUGACGCUCGAUUCAACACCAUCUCCUGGGAUCUUGCCCCUUCGACCGUCAGCAUGGGCAUCGCAAAGGUGGAUCCCCGCAGUGGGGAAAUCAUCAAAUGCGACGUGGCCAUGGGAGACUCCUGGGUCAAGGCCUACCUGGAAGAUUUGGAAUUGGAACUGCUGAACUUUUCGCAACUCGCCCACACAGCUUCCACGCUGAAAUCUGCUCUCUUGGACAUCGAUCCUGGAGAUCUUAGCACUUUGAAGAAGCAAAACAGGACGCGCCAAGUUCGCAUGGACAAAGACGGCAGGAAGGCUCGAUCGUUUGGCUUUGCAGCCUUUCUCCAAGCCAUUGAGCCAGUUGCCAAGGACCCACACGAGCUCCUCGGUUCAGGUCUGCAGGAGGUGGUUUCGCAUGAGGUUGGCCAUUGCUUGGGCUUGCGCCACAACUUCAAGGGACCUAUGGGAAUCAGUCGAGAAUGCCUGGAGAAUCCAUCAUGCACUGCCAAGCAUGGCACAUCUGCUUCAGUCAUGGACUACAUUGCGAUGAAUCUGCCAAAGAACUCGUCCCACAUGACUCAUGUAUGGUCCCCUACAAUCGGGGCGUAUGACAAGCUGGCAAUUCGCUAUGGCUACACACAUUCAGCAUCGACUGAUGCAGAAGCUGCUGUCAUUCUCAAGGAAAUUUUGCGAGAGGCAGAGAGCUUGCAGAGCUGCUACGACGAGGAAAAUAGUUAUGGCGAAGAUCCAUCGUGUAUUGACUAUGACCUCUCUUCUGACCCUGUUGCCCACUUUGAUGGCCAAGUGUCCUUGUUUGCGGAAGUGCAAAAGAACUUGCUGGACACAGCGGUGCUGCUGACACAGUCCUACCAACUGUAUGGCCAUGCUGUGGACAUGAUUCUUUCGAGCCUCGUUCCAGAAAUUGGUUUCAACGCUGCAAGUUACUUGGGUGGGAGAAACAACUCAUAUUUGCACAAGUACGAGGACCAGAAUGACCAGAAGCGCAAGGCAAGUGAGCCCAUUCCUGCAGCGACACAACGCCUGGCGCUGGACAUCGUUCUACGUUUGCUGCGACCCAAAGACCAAGGAUUGCUUCCGCCCGACGAAGCCAACGCGUUUCUCGUUGAGAGCUGCAGCGGCGCCCUGUGCAGUUUCGACGUGGAUGACAUCAUCAGGCGCUUGCGAACCAUGCUCCUGCAGGAAAUUCUAGGCCAUGACAGACUGGUGAAACUUCAUCGACAGGAAGCGAGCAGCUCCAGUGCCGAAGCGUUCACCCUCUCUGAGCUGCUUUCUUCAGUAGUUCGCAGUGUGUUUGCUGCAGGGCUGGAUGGCCCAAUUUCAGAUGACGAAAGAGAUCUUCAACGUCGCUUCGUCUUCAUUUUCACGUCCCGACUUGUUGCAGAUGGAUCUGAACAUGCUGCCAUUAUGUCCCAACUGCAACACUACAGGGAUUUCACCCGACAGAUGGUCGAAACCGCUCUAGAGAGACUCAACACAUCUAUGGCUGACAAUUCUGCUAAGGGGAUUCCCUCUUGGAAUUACUGCGCUGACUACAACCAGACCUGUGAAUGUGAUGGUCUCGUGCGGCUGCAAUGGCCAAGCAAUGUCAGUCAUGAACAGUGGGGAGCACCAGUUUGCUUGCCAGAGAAUUUUGAUCUCAUUUUGGAUGAGAAAACGCUCAAGAAAUCCUGGUGCGAAUGCAUGCCUUUGAAAGUGACUGAUGCGUUGCAAGAGCAAUGGCUUUUUGAAGAGUCUGCCCGGCAGACGACCAUCCUUCGAGAAAUGGGUGACUACACCUUGAGCAUCGUAAAAGAAGCAGGUGAGAGCGAAAACGACGUUGCACUCCAUAGACCUGGGCGAGUCAUCGAGUUGCCAGACGGAGAACUCGUGUUGCGGCCGUACAAUGUUGCUGAGCAGGCUACGCAGGUCAUGGAAACGGAUUUGCUGAAGGUGGAUGUUGAUGCGCCGAUUCGUUUCCGCACGCCCAUGGUGCGUCAACUUUUGGCCACCUUCCAAGGCAGAGACGUGAAGAAGAUGCUGGUGAAGGACCUGGAGGCGGAGAUCGAUCGGCUUUACACGGCCAAGACCUCCGCAGACAACGAGGCAGAUGCUGCCAGUUUGCCGAGAUCGGAGCUGGCAGCAUUUUUGGUUGAGUUUUACCUAGAGCAGUUUGGCACCGUCACUGGUGCACAGGAGCGGGUCUGCAGCAUCCUCAGCUGCAUCCGUAGCCUCGAACGCCAAGCACAUUUGGCCCCUUUGCCCCUCAAGGUGUCUCUUUUUGCCAGAUUUCUCCAGUUCUGCAAUGUGAAGGAGGUACUGCCCCUCCCUUUGCUGAACAUUGCCCUACAGGCUCGGCGCUUUGCAAAUGCUGGGCGACACAAGGCAGCGGAGCACUCAGGAACAAAGCCUAUGCUGUCUUUUCAAGGGCGGCGGCCGACCAUAAAUCAGGCCAAAGAUGAGGAAACUCAAAUCGGCAUCCCUCAUGCCUGGGAUGCUGCAACCAAGGCUCUGCCUGCUGGUGGCAGUGUCAUUUCACGGCGCGAGCUAUUUGCCGCAGAUCUUAGCGUGGAUUCGAAUGUGGGCCCAGAGAUGAACGACUUCUUUGUGUUGCUCCUGAUCAUCCACGACCGGCUCCGCCGUGAAUCUGCGCCAAAGAUGCGCUUCUUGGUACGCGACCUGGCUAGGAACUGGCGACAGAACCGACUAACCGUGACUAACCCUGGCCGUCAAAUGCGUCUUACAAAUGAUGCUCGGGUGCUCGGCUUCGGAACGAUGCCGAGAUUCUUAGAGGAUGGAGAGAUCAACAGCCUUGGCAAAGUGGAGCAAAUCCGCACUACGUUGGAGCGAUCGAGCUGGGAGACUCGGAAGGCAAAGCUUCGGAGUGAAGCGAAGUCUCAGAGUUUCGUAGAGAUCGUAGAGUUUCGUAGGCGGUUGAAGCAGAAGUUCGGGAUCGCUGGGAGCCAAGAAGAUCACGGCUGUGUGCUCUUUGACUGGCAGAAGCGAUGGUCGCUCGAACCUUAUGCCAUUUUGGCUCAAGAUCGAUCCAGACUGGCCAAUUUGAUCUCGGGCCUGGGCAGCUACGAUCAAGGCCGCAGAGGUCAAGGUGGACAAGGAGGUCGUGGUUGGACUCCAGCCUAUAGUUCUGGUGGCUAUGGGGCAGGGUCGAAUGCACACAACCCUUAUGAAGUUCAGAUGCCUAGGUUCUUGGAGGCCAUCACAGACGCAACCCAUGCUGAAGAUCAAUCCAUCAUCGUGGUGGAUAAAAGGGACGAUCGCAUUGUGUCGCCGUUCCAGUCGUGGUUGGUCUCCGAGAUCAUGAGCAAUGCGGCCAGCUCAAUCAACGUCAUGACCGAGCGUGAUCAGGUCAUGCCACCCAACUCGGGGUUCCAUGUGGCUCUCUUCGGCAACUACACCUUGGAUGGUAUCAAGGUGGUGAUCGCCAUCUCGAUCGAGAGCAACACUGGCAAUCCUUGCGCUGGGUGGGACGAGAGCACAGCUCGUGCACUUUCACACCCGGCCUUCCAGGGCUAUCGCUCCGACACCGACCUGACUGUGCAGCAGCAGUUCGUGGACGAGCUCUUUGUCCGAGAAGCCAAUCAGGGCAAGACCCGGCUCUCCGUGGUGAUCGCCGUCUUCAUUGGAUGGAGGGUCUCCAUCCUAAGCUUUGAGUGUGGAGGGCGAACUUACUCAGUUGGUCCUGGAGGAGCGGUCGUUGCUGGUGAUUCAACUCGCUCGAGGUUUGAGCUCCGAGUGUGCAACAGAUCCUCCAGUGAUGCAGUGGGCAACGAUGCAGAUCGCCUCGAGUUCCGCUACCGGGAUGCCAACAAUCGCAUCGACUUGAAGUGCUCGAGAACUUCUGUGCCUGGCACGUGGCUCACGGUGUCACACAUUUCAGGGCCCACUCUGAUCAGGACCAUCACUUCGGUCCGUGAGAACAGAGCCAGAGUAGAAGGUCCGGAACAGACGGAGCAGUUCGCUCAGCUGGCAGCCAUCCAUGAAGGCUGGUGGUCAAGCUCCGUUGGAGAGGAUGAGAGCCAGGUCGGCAGCUUGGUCAUCUUUGCGGAGGACCUGGAUCAGGGCAAUUUCCACCUUCAAUCCAGGUCGAAGCUGUUGGAGAGGGAGUCUGAGAUCGUCCCCAGUGCAGCUCUCGCAGAAAUGCAGCAUGCCACAUCAACACCAGCUCCAUCAGGGCCUCCAGCUCUGACAGCGGGCGCAUGGCUAUCUGGCCAGGCUGAGAUGACGGACGUUCCAAGCAGUUCACAUGGUGAGGGCACUUUGGUCUCCGUGAACAAGCAGAUGGGGCUUGAGCUCAACGAGCGAUCGCUCCAGGAUGGAUCGAAGGUUUGCAAGGUCCACAUCCUUGCUCACACCUCAGAUCUUCGCAGAGACGAUGGCCAAUCGUGUGUACAACCUUCCACGGCCACGAUCGAGGAGGUGGAGCCUGAACCCAAGGGGGCGGCGGUUCAUCCGUCGAGGGUGCCUGACAGCACCCCCGCGCCCGUGUUCACAGCGCCGGCUGCGCUCAUCGCUCUUGUGGAGGUCUACAGAAGAGGCGAGAUCCUCAGAUCUGCGCGCUGUUGCCUGGGAGAUCGCAACGGGACCUCAGCUCUUGGAUCAAGUGGCAUUGAGGGUUUUGCGCUAGAUGAUGAUGCUGCAUCUCCCGAUGAAAAGUUCUCAUCUUUCUUACCGGCUCUGACCGCCGAUGACCAGGUGAUCAACGCGGCUCUGCUGCGGCUGGACAUGGUCAACCUGCUGGCAGACAUGGUGUCCCGCUCAGCUAAGCGGGUGCAGGAGGAGAUAGCCACUGAUCUUGGCUACGGGUCAGCUGAGCCGCCGCGGACUGGUGGCAAGCGCUCGCUGGACCACGUGGUGCACCGGGCUCCCGUGCCUUUGCAGGUCGGUAAGAAGCCAGGAGGUGCUGGCUCUACGGAAGUCAUCCCAUCUAUCCAGGACUCCGAGAAUUUGGAGCGGAAGAGGUGGGGCCUGCGGCUCAAACAGAUCUGUGAGCGCGCUGGGGCCAGCGCAGGCGUGAAUGAUCCCUCACGUUGCAUUGGUCUGGCACCGGCUGAGGCAGAUCGUCUCAAGCAGUUAGCUUUUGAAGCAGGCGGCUUCAGAACGAUCAGGCAGAACGUGAGGCAUUGGGAGAAGUUCGACGAGUGGGCGACUUCUCACGGUCUUCGGGUUUACCCGCCCACGAUCGUCGCAGUGAUGCGCUACGCUCUGCAUUUGAAGGAUCAGGGUUGCGGGCCGGCAGUGCUCCCAUCGUUCAAAUAUGCGGUGGGCUGGAUCUGCAAGCGCCUGGCGAUGUUUUGCCCCGAUCUGGGCGAAGCGCGCCUCAAGGCUGUGAUCGACCAGGUGCACCUUGAGAAGGGCAAGGGGCUCAAAGAGGCCGUUCCACUGCCGCCGCAGUUGGUGCUGGCUCUGGAAGCUUUGGUCCCCCGGCUCGUGAACCAGGGCAAGACCGCCGCCGCGAUCACGGCAUGGUGGGCCCUCAUUUUGAUCUAUGCAUCCCUCAGGUUCGAUGAUGGCGUACACGUUGCUCCAUCGUCCCUGGUAAUGUCAGGUGAUGCCCUGCUCGGCGUGGUUUGGCAAACCAAGGUCGAGCGGAAGAGGAGAGGCACACGGUUCGCUGUGCCGAAUUGCUCCCUCUCCGGAAUUGAGUGGCUGAAGAUCGGUUGGGAUCUUUUUCAACCGAUGAUUUCUGACAGGGAUUAUUUUAUAUGGGAGCUCAAGAAUGAGAAGGAGUUCACUGAGGCCCCCAUCACCUACUCUCGUAGUCUAUCCUGGCUGAAAAGUUUCUUUUUGCUGGGUCUCAUGGAGGCGAAGGUGUUGAACCUCGUUCAGCUCAACGAACUGGAGACGGCUGAAAAGGCGGUGCAAGAGGUCACAUGGCACUCGAUGAGGGUGACCAUGCUCUCAGAGGCCGUCAAAGCUCAGGUCGACGACAAGAUCGUGGGCUUGCAAGCCAAUUGGAAAGACCCCAAGCAGCUGGUGCUCAAGUAUGCCAGAAGCCGCAAGGAGCUCUCAGUGGCGAUGGUUAAAGACAUGGCCUCGAAGCUCCGCGAAGAGUGGGUUCCUGAUUCCAAACAGUUCGUGAUCGAAGAGGAGGACGAGGAGGUUCAAGGUCUUUUUCCUUUCGCCAGCAUGGUCGAUCGCACGGUGUAUGCCGAUGAGGCGCACACACCGAAGAUCGCCCUUCGCCAGAUCUUCGGCAGACUGGGGCUGAGCUCAGAUUUGUGCAGGGCAUCGGCGGACGCCGGGCUCUUAUCCGUUGAAGUUUUCGCCAUGCUCGGCGAUGCGGCAGGUCCUGUGAAAACGUCUCUCCAGACCUUGCUUCCAACUGAUGCUCUUGGGGCGAACGCCGCUGCACAGGAGCUAUCGCUGAUGCAGCUGGCAGCCGUGUGGCAUUCAUGUCAUGCGCUGCAAGGCCAGUUCGCCACGAGAAGAGCUCGAAUGGAGGAGGACCCGAACAAGGUUCCCGAGAUGGCCCAAGAAGACCACGCGGAAUUCCGCUCCAGGUUCGUGACGGCUCACCCCGACGUGAUCCUCCUGGAUGCCAAGGAGCCGCACAAGAAGUUCGUUGAGAAGCUCAGCAGAGAUUUCCUUGUUCACGGCAUGGUUCCAUUUUAUGCCGUGGCAGAGAUCCGCACCAGGGCAGAUAGCAUUGUUCAGAAGUCAGGUCUGUCAAAGAACGCUGAGGAUCUCUUGACGAUCUCCAAAGCCGAAGAACCUGAUCAGGUGACAGACGUGCAGACCCUGCUACAUCGAGUUCAUGCGCUGUUUGUGGCUCUGGAGUUUUUGGACAUUUGCACGUAUUCACGUGCUGCAGGGCCUUUGAAAUACAUGCAGGAGCUCGAGCAGUUCAAAGCAGAGUGCCCAAGUCUUCCUUAUCUCCUGGCAGCCGACUCGCUGGUCCGCAAGAAAGUGCACCGGCUCCAGGCUGAACAACGCGAGCUCUACAGCACUUUUGAAGCCGCGCUCUUGGAGGUCCUCAACAACCACAAGUACCUUUGGAACGAUGCUCGCACAAAGGCAGUCCUGGCGAAGGUUGAUCACAAGAAACCUGAACCACAUGAUCCCCAAGAUCGAGUGGUGGAGAGCCAGGACAAGCCUUCCACCCCAAGCCGCCGCCAGCGCAAGCGGCGCAACAAGAAGGGUGGUGCGGUCGACACCAAAGACAUCAAGCAGGUGAAGAAAGAUCAGUUCGAUAAGAAAAAGGACAAGGACUCCAAGAUCGACAAAGACAAGCGGAUCCCCGAGUCCGAAUGGAAGCUCAUCUCUCAGGGGGGGGCGAAUGAAGAGCUUGCCGCUCGGACAGUCCUCUCUCGGCCGUUUUGGGGCUCAAUGGUAGUGCCGAUCGGGCCUGCAUUUUUGGAAGUUUUUGCUGGUGAAGCCGGGCUCUCGCAAGCAAUCAGCGCGCGCGGCAUGCAGAUCUUGCCACCCAUUGAGAUCAACACGAACCAGUUCGUACAAAUCUCUGUGGACAUUUUGGAGCCACAAGUUCAGCAGCACGUUAUCAAGCUGAUUAGGGCCAAGCGCAUUGCUCGGAAGGCUGAUGGGGGUCCACCGCCCCUACGCAAUCGCAUGCAUUUGUGGGGGCUCCCUGGUCUUGCUCCACGCGACCAGGCCAAACUGCAGUUGGGCCAUGAGUUCAUGCUCGACAUGUGCCGGUUUGGCUCCCCCCACAAGAAGCCGACAGCGGUGCUCUCCAACGUCGACCUACGGGAACUGGCUCUGCUUUGCGAUCAAGCUGAACGGCCACAUUCUCAUGAGCCACUGGUCGGCACAGUGCUCUACGAGGGCCAGAAGGUCUUCAAGACGCGUUUAGCGCAGGUAUACCCAUCCGCUCUGUGCAGCGCUUGGGCACAGGCGAUCGCCGCAACAGGCAUGGAUCCUUUGGCGGCUACAUUCCAGAUGGUCACCCCUGCUGCUGAGCGCAAACGCCCGGUGGGCCAAGAAGUUCCAUGGAAGAUUCACAAGCAAAGGAUCACAGCUGAAAAAGCCAACUCGGCGGGCUACCAACUGAAGCGAUCGGCAUUGCCGCCGAUCUUAGCCACCGAGAUGGAACCGGGUCAAGCAGUGCAGGCGGCUCUGCACGUGAUUCACCCGUUCACAAUGGAUCCUGCCCUUGACCCCGACCUUCAAGAAGUUCUCAAUUUGGUGUCAUCGCAGCCACAGUUCGUGCUUGGGCAUCGUGCAGGAGCUCUCCGGUUUUGGGAAGCUCGAGCUCACGAGCUGCUCCCCGUCACUGAUCAGUGGUUGCGACAGGUCAGUGAUCCUCACCUGCGGCGCCUUCUUCGCGGUCAACCUGACGGGCAGCCCUUAGUUUUGGGCCAAUGCACCCAUGUGGCGCUCUGGCAAGAAAUGCUGACUGCCGCUCGCUGCAUCGACACGCAGCUGCCAGCGGCAUUGCUCCACGGUUUUUCGAUCGUGGGUGCCAUUCAGCGCAGUCACAGGUGGCCUGCUCUUCCUGUUCAUGACGACGGGAUCUCCGUCCAUGAGUUGUCGGACAGGGCCUGGGAAUUUUUCAACAAGGUAGUCCGCAAUGUCAAGAAAUGUGAGGUCACGGAGAACACCGAAAAGAUCUGGGCAGCCACUAUGGAAGACGUUGAGGAAGGGGUCACAGUCGGCCCGAUGUUCUCCAGGGAUGAGGUCAGUGCAUUUUUGGGCACUGAGCAAUGGAUCCCCACACAGAGAUUUGAAGUGGUUCAAAAGAAUAAAGUUCGUGGUGUGGACAGCGCCACGGUCAAUGGCGUCAACAUGGACGAGAAGAUCGAAGGUUGGGUCCUGGAUGAACGAAAGGCUUACCGCCAGAUUGGUGUCAAGCCGGAUCACCGAAGGUGGAGUGUGAUAUCGCUCCGUGAGCCUUCCACUGGUAAGGUCUCCUUCUUCGUCAUGAUCGGUCACUCCUUCGGUCUGGUGUCGGCAGUCUAUAACUACAAUCGAAGAUCAGCCGCCAUCACGGACGUUCUGAGAAGAAUCUUUUUGGUGGCAGCUUUCAAUUUCUAUGAUGACAGGUACGGUUUCGAACCGUCAACCACUUGCUCUUCUGCGCUUGAGGUCGCUCAAAAAGUUCAUCUUUGGUUGGGGGCGCAGUUCGACCCGAAGAAGUUGCAGCAGUGUCGCGACCCCACGAUCCUCGGUGUCACCUACGACCUCAACGAUAUGUUGCUGAAGAUCAAGCCGUCGCGGAAGUUGGAACUGGAAGAAGAGAUCUCUUCCAUCUUGGAAUGCCAGGUCUUUCCGCCGGGUCAGGCAGGGAAACUUCGCGGCAAGCUCAUGUUUGGCGCGUCACAGCUCUGGGGGAAGAUUGGGAGCGCUGGUGAUCUCGCUGCAGCAUGGUUGUGGUUGAUCAAGGAAGGACCACCACGGCCCAUUGAGUUCGCCAAGCCAAGAACGCCGGACUUUGUGAUCUUCACUGACGGCAGCUUCCCAGAUGGUUCCAAGGGAUCCCCCACUUUACCGUGGAUCGGGGGCGUUCUUUUUCAGAAAGGUGCUCAGCCAUUGCAGUUUGGAGCGGCUGUCGAGUUCUCCCUCAUUGAGAAGUGGAUUCCGAGGAAGUCGCAGAUCGCGAUGGUGGAGCUCUUUGCUACGGUGGUCGCUCUGCGCACGUUUUCUGAGAGGCUGGCAGGAUCCUGGUCUUUGUUGUUAGUUGACUCUGAACCCGUACAGGGAGCUCUAGUGAAAGGAUACUCAGCCCGUGAAAAUUUGUGCGAGCUGGUAAGCGUAUUCUGGAACAUAGCUUUGGAGCUCAAGGUUCAGUUGUAUAUAGACCGAGUUCCGACAGAUGCCAACCCGGCCGAUCACCCGUCCAGAGAUCGGAUGCAGGUAGGUCUAUGCAGCAUUCUCUACGCGCGAUGUGGCUCUGCGCUGGAUCUUCGCGCUGUGCUCGCUACUGCGUUGGCGCUGCAGCUCGGGAUCUUGGUGAAGAAAUUGAAUUUCUACUUCUGGCGUUGCGAGCACUGCAGCCGUGGCCGUCACCAGGGCGAGGGCUUGGAACUCUGCUUCCGCUGCGCCAAGGAGCGCUUUCCAAAGCUGCGAGCGCCUGGCAGAAGCAACGAACGAAGCGGAAGCUCUGGAGAGCACUAG
Messenger RNA from Cladocopium goreaui, 12027 nucleotides. Lineage: Eukaryota; Dinophyceae; Suessiales; Symbiodiniaceae. The record is from the annotation of a GenBank genome assembly.